UCAUAGUUCAACAUUCUUGAUGCUAGCAAGUGAAUAUAAUAGUUCUAUAUUGCAAUUUCAGUUUCGAAUCAACUUACUAGUCAGAUUGGCUAUCGUCAACUGCUUUAAAAUAUAACCAUGAGCAUAUUGAUUUGUUAAUAUGUUUCCAUAACCAAAUCUCAUAAAUCAGUUUGAACAAUGAUGGACAUUCAUGUCUCAUCUGUUUCAACUAAUAUGACACCUGUUGUCUUCCUUUUUCCGAGAGAGCAGAAAUGGACCAGCAAAAUGAUCAGAGCACUGAUGGAGAGAAUGAAGACUUGGAGCUGCCACAAUUUGAGUUCUCUAAAAUAGUCAAUGCAACCAACAACUUUUCAAUAAAAAACAAAUUAGGCCAGGGAGGUUUUGGACCUGUCUACAAGGGUACACUAGAAGAUGGACAAGAAAUUGCUGUGAAGAGGUUAUCAAUAUGCUCCGGACAAGGAUUAAAAGAGUUCAAAAAUGAAGUUAUACUGAUUAACAAGCUACAGCACCGAAAUCUUGUAAAGCUUCUUGGAUGUAGCAUUCAAAGAGAGGAAAAACUUCUGGUGUAUGAAUAUAUGCCGAACAAAAGCCUGGACUCUUUCCUUUUUGAUCAGACAAAAAGUAAACUGUUAGACUGGUCUAAGCGGUUCAACAUUAUCUGCGGGAUCGCCCGGGGGCUUUUGUAUCUUCAUCAAGAUUCAAGAUUGAGGAUUAUACAUAGAGAUCUGAAAUCAAGUAACGUUUUACUUGACAAGGACAUGAACCCAAAAAUUUCUGAUUUCGGUUUGGCUAGAACUUUCGGAGGCGAUCAGACUGAAGGAAACACAAAUAGAGUAGUUGGCACCUAUGGUUAUAUGGCACCAGAAUAUGCUACUGAUGGACUCUUCUCAGUGAAAUCUGAUGUCUUUAGCUUUGGUAUCAUGUUGCUAGAAAUAGUAACUGGAAAGAAAAGUAGAGGGUUUUACCAUCCAGAUAACAACCUAAGCCUCAUAGGAUAUGCAUGGAAAUUGUGGAAAGAAGGCAAACCAUUAGAAUUGGUUGGUGGAUUGGCCGACGAGUCAUGGAAUCUAUCAGAAGUCAUGAAAUGUUUCCACAUUAGCCUGUUAUGUGUUCAACAAUACCCUGAGGAUAGACCAAGCAUGGCCUCAGUGGUUUUGAUGUUAGGUGGAGAGAAGACAUUGCCAAAGCCAAAAGAACCAGGCUUCUUUAAGGAUAGAGGUCCUGUUGAAGCAUAUUCUUCAUCCAGCAAGGUGGAAUCAUCUUCAACCAAUGAAAUUUCAACCUCAGUCUUGGAACCUCGGUAGUGACUUUGUAAUUUUUCCUUCUAGACUUGGUAUUAAACGAUGUUUCAAUCACUGUCCAUAUUGGAUUGUCAGCUGCAGUAGUUCUAGUUCGGAUUUGUGGCUGAAAUGGGUCUGCUCUAUAUCGUGUUUUUGACAUUACUACUGGUUGUAAGUUACAGAAAACGUAUACUGCCAUUACUUUUCUUA
This is a messenger RNA of Populus euphratica (Euphrates poplar), 1490 nucleotides long. RefSeq names its product G-type lectin S-receptor-like serine/threonine-protein kinase SD1-1. The record is from RefSeq and is a predicted model, not a curated record. The transcript is spliced from 5 exons. Gene Ontology annotation, biological process: protein phosphorylation. NCBI's taxonomy places the organism in Eukaryota, Viridiplantae, Streptophyta, Magnoliopsida, Malpighiales, Salicaceae. Gene Ontology annotation, molecular function: ATP binding; protein serine/threonine kinase activity. Bases 252 to 1304 code for a protein of 350 amino acids. Gene Ontology annotation, cellular component: plasma membrane.